Molecule: messenger RNA, 1528 nt
Organism: Lolium perenne
Lineage: Eukaryota; Viridiplantae; Streptophyta; Magnoliopsida; Poales; Poaceae
Product: probable magnesium transporter NIPA6
Biological process (GO): magnesium ion transport
Cellular component (GO): membrane
Molecular function (GO): magnesium ion transmembrane transporter activity
Source: RefSeq, a predicted model, not a curated record
ACUCUGCCCAAUCAGCUCUCCCUCUCAUCUCCCGGAAGAAACAAAAAUCCUACGCGGACCCAUCCAAGAACAGGCGUCUCCGUCGAGAGCAGUGUGUACGUACGGACCAACCAAGGCGAGGUGGACGGCGGCGCACGGGAAGGAUCGCGUUGGAGUCCUCCGAUCCGGCAAGCCGUGCCGGAAUCUGAUGGCGGGAGUAGGAGGGGAGCAGGCGCUGUCGGCGGACAACGUGAGGGGGAUAGUGCUGGCGCUCAUCUCCAGCGGCUUCAUCGGGGGCAGCUUCAUCAUCAAGAAGAAGGGCCUCCGCCGCGCCGCCGCCGCCUCCGGCAUCGGCGCAGGGGUUGGUGGGCACUCCUACCUCCUGGAGCCCCUAUGGUGGGUUGGCAUGAUCACCAUGAUUGUGGGAGAGAUUGCGAAUUUCGUGGCGUACGCCUUCGCCCCCGCUGUGCUGGUUACUCCUCUUGGAGCACUGAGCAUAAUUGUUAGUGCAGUGCUGGCCCAUUUCAUCCUGAAGGAGAGACUGCAGGCCCUCGGGGUUCUCGGCUGCGUGAUGUGCAUCACCGGGUCGAUGGUGAUCGUCAUCCAUGCGCCGCAGGAGCAAGAGAUUGCGUCGGUCAAGGAGAUAUGGAAAUUGGCGACCCAACCAUCUUUCUUGCUAUAUGUUGCUCUGGUUAUAGUGAUGGUCUCUGUGCUAAUGUUCCAUUUCUCCCCUCUCUGGGGGCAGUCGAACGUGUUGAUCUACACCGCCAUUUGCUCUUUAAUGGGUUCCCUUUCGGUUAUGAGUGUUAAAGCUCUUGGCACAUCCUUAAAACUGACUUUUGAAGGCACAAAUCAGUUAGUAUAUCCAGAGACAUGGUUCUUUGUGCUUGUUGUGUCUACUUGUGUGCUAACACAGAUGAAUUACCUGAACAAGGCACUUGAUACAUUUAACACGGCCAUUGUAUCACCAAUUUAUUACGUAAUGUUUACUACACUGACAAUUCUCGCAAGCAUCAUAAUGUUUAAGGACUGGUCUGGUCAAAGCCUUGGAAGCAUCACUUCCGAAAUAUGCGGCUUGAUCGUGGUAUUGUCUGGUACCAUUUUGUUGCAUGUGACAAAGGAUUAUGAAAGAAUCCCACAGUCAAAAAGUAUCUAUGCACCAUUGUCUCCUUCCUUGACGACAAGAUUAACCGGAGAAUUACUGGAUCACGUUGAGGAUGGGAAUCAUGGGAGGGCCUCUGACGAAGAGAAAGUCUUGAGACGGCAAGAGAUGUUUUAAGCUAACAUCAGAAGACCGAAGUGAUGGUGAAGUAGCUCAGUUGAACUGAACAGAUGCUGUUAACGACGGCAGCAUUGUCAUCAGAGCGAUGAUUGUCAGCUACUCCAUUCUGUUUGUACAUAGUUAGACGUCUGCAGCAAAUUGUUGCCUGCAAGGGAGAAAACCUGUGAAAUAGGUCUGGGUCUCUGGGAGGCAGCUGAGUUUUACCAGAUAGGAUUUACUCACAGAUUUCUUGUGAGUUCUUCGUAUAAAAGGAUGGUUUCUUGUGAA